CUUCUAUACUGUGUUGAUUUAAAUGAAAAUAUUCAAAUUGAAUUUGUUAACUUAAACAAAAAAAAAAAACAAAAACAAAAAUUAACAAAUUUAAAGCCAUCGUUAAGUGGUCGUCGUGCCAGCUGGAUAGAUCAAAGGGUCAAAAUUCAAACGCGAAAAUUUAGCAUCAAACAAACGCAAGAAAUCGAAGAUGAACCAGAGCCUUUAAGCAUGGCUUGGCCAGAUACUGCCCGUAAACGUUUAACUUAUAUACUGGUGGCGCCUCUUUUAAUACCCAUGUGGUUGACUUUACCCGAUACUCGUACGCCCAAAGGUAAAAAACUAUUUCCGGUAACGUUUAUUGGUUCCAUAGUAUGGAUAGCGGCCUUUUCAUAUCUUAUGGUAUGGUGGGCCAAUGUGGCCGGUGAUACGGCCCGUAUUCCACCCGAGGUUAUGGGUUUAACCUUUUUGGCGGCUGGUACCUCUAUACCAGAUCUGAUAACUUCGGUUAUAGUGGCGCGUAAAGGUUUUGGUGAUAUGGCUGUUUCCAGUUCUGUGGGUAGUAAUAUCUUUGAUGUUACCGUGGGAAAUACUUAUGACUACGCAGGCAAUGCUGCCAAUUCCUCGGAAACCUCAAUGGCCACACAGCCUGGUGGUUCGGUAACAUCGAGAGCGGCUUCGGAGUCGAGAUCAGGACCGCCUGGAUCCAGUAGUGGUGCUGGCACUACAGGUAAUAGCAGUGGUGGAAAUGCGAGUAGUACACAGACUGGUGCAAAAUUUCGUCAUGGCCUAUUGCAGCUUAUGAUUCACACAAUAGAUCCGCUACAUGAUGGUGAGUUCAUGAUGUUUCCAUAG
Lucilia cuprina (Australian sheep blowfly) is the source of this 834-nucleotide messenger RNA. Its product is annotated as sodium/potassium/calcium exchanger Nckx30C-like. The record is from RefSeq and is a predicted model, not a curated record. Gene Ontology annotation, molecular function: calcium channel activity; calcium, potassium:sodium antiporter activity. The annotation marks the transcript as partial. NCBI's taxonomy places the organism in Eukaryota, Metazoa, Arthropoda, Insecta, Diptera, Calliphoridae. Gene Ontology annotation, biological process: calcium ion transmembrane transport; intracellular calcium ion homeostasis. The transcript is spliced from 5 exons. Gene Ontology annotation, cellular component: membrane.